Messenger RNA from Lucilia sericata (common green bottle fly), 1663 nucleotides. RefSeq lists its product as uncharacterized. The transcript is spliced from 3 exons. The record is from RefSeq and is a predicted model, not a curated record. Bases 528 to 1058 code for a protein of 176 amino acids. Lineage: Eukaryota; Metazoa; Arthropoda; Insecta; Diptera; Calliphoridae.
UGACUGAAACUAGCUGACAGAGCUAAGCUUAGUUGAAAAACAAACGAGCCAUAGAGUGGACGGGCUGACGGACAGACACGCCAAUUAAAGCCUAAAAAACAGAUAUAAAACGGAAAGGAACGGUUACGAAAAUUAAAUAUUUGAAAAAAAAAAAAAAUAUAUAAUUAAAAUUGACUGAAAGUUGAAAAAAAAUUAAGCUUAAAAUUUGCAAUAUUUGUUUGAUGAAAGAAUAAAAAUAACCGCAUUAAUAUUUGACCAGGCUGAAGUUUAAUAAUAAAUGCUAAACGCGUAUUAAUGCCAAGUUUGUUAUUCAAAUAUUUUAAGAAAGUCUAUAACCAACCAUAAACAAAAUAAUAACAAUAACCAUAAAAAUUAUUUGCGAAAGUAUUUUGGAGUGAAAAAAAGUAAAACAAAUUGUUUAAAUAAAUUUGUUUUCACUCUAAACAAGUGCAAAAAAAGUGGUAUUUUUUUUUGGGGAGGAUAUAAGAAUUUUUGUUUAAAAAAUAAAUAUUUUUGAAUUUAAAAACAUGGAUGUAGCUUGGCGUUUUCGUAUAAUAAUCUUCACCGCUUUGGCCUUGAUGAUAUUUGGUGAUUUUUUCGGUUAUGGUGGCAUAAUGCGUGGUGUUAAAUCUGAUCCCAAUCAGCAAACUGCGGGGGCUGGCAAAUUUCAACAGAAAAAUGCCGAAAUUGAAAUCAGUGAAGAUGCUGAUUUAACUGAAUUUUCAACAGCUGCUCUACAACAGAAACGUGUAAAAUCCCAGCUGACAGAUGCCAUUAAAGACUCCUGUCUGCCCAAAAUGUUGUGUGAAAUGGCCUCAAAACCGGAGUAUAUGUUAACGGAAAAAGAAAAGGAUCUUAUGCAUCUAAUAAGAUCUUCGUCCAUGUCUUUGGCUAUGAAUGGUGCUCCCAGUAAAUGGCAUUUUGCCGCUCACAUGGGAGAACUUUUGCGUUAUACUGGCGAUGAAUUAAGUGGACCAAUGGGUUGUGCCAAUUUAUGGCCAAAUUGUCCUAUUAGUUCUAAGAAAUUAAUGAAAUUGUCCUACAAAGUGAAACUUUAAAAAUUUUGUUAAAGAAAACUAAAAAUGUGAUUUUAUAGGAAAAUUAAAAAUUAAAAAUUCUUUAAAUUAUUGCCAAGAUCUUGAAAAUUUAAACGUAUAAAUAAUUUUGUUUUAAAUUAAAACCUAAUUUUUAAAGUUUCCUAUAUUUAAUAAUUUAUGUUUAAUUUUUAUUACUAUUUUAAAACUUUUUUAUAAAUUUGGCUUUUGUAUUUAUUUUUUUUUUAAUUGCUUGUGUAAAUAUUUUUAAGCUUUAUGUAUAGUUUAGUAUACGUUUUUAAAACAAUAAAUUUUUUGUUUUAAAUGUUUUAAGACUUAUUUUAAAAAGUAAUAUUUGUAUGUAUAAUAGUAAUACUUUAGUUGACAAAAAAAAAAAAAAAAAAAACUUGUGUUUUUUUUAUAAUGAGAAACUUGUAUACUAACUAGUCUGUAAUUUUUUUCUAUCUAUAAUUUAAGCAUAGUUUUGUUUAGUUUAUUUUUAAGUUUAUGUAAAUUAUUUGAGACUUUUUUUUGCGCUAACAAAAGAAAAUAUAUUUUGUUAAGUAGUUUUGUAAAUACGAGUGAGAAUUUAUAUACAAACAAAAAAAUUAAUAAAAUGAGCUUUUUUC